GGAGGAGGCCGAGGCGUCAUCGGCAUGGAGAGAGGAGCCGACAGCAUCGAGUUAGAAAAGACCACCACUGCAGUGGUCCCAACCUCUCCACGCUCGGCCCAUCCUCAGACAGGACAGUCAGUCAGGGAAGACCUAGACAACCUCCUCAACAACAGCAAACUACACGACACACCCUCCACCCGCUGCCCCGGGCCACCCUGACCUUGUGAAUAACCUCCUGAACCGCAGUGUGACAGCAGACACACAGCACCAUAGUAUGGACAGUCUAAUUCUGACCAGUAUGGCCAAGCCGGCUCAUAUGGUCGUGGAUAUGAUGCCUCCUGUCUAUCCAUAUCCCUACACAAUGCCAUCCUGCAAGUGAACAAGAACGCUAACACAGACCAGAAAAAGAAGGAUGAGGAGAAGAAGGAGGAAGAGGAGGAUGAAGGGGGCGAUGAAGAUGGUCCCAAACCAAUGCCCCCGUUCAGCUCCUGUUUCAUACUGUCCACCACCAACCCGUUCCGUAGGUGCUGCCACUACAUCCUGACCAGGAAGUACUUUGAGUUCAGUAUCCUGUCUGUGAUCGCCAUGAGCAGCAUCGCCCUGGCUGCAGAAGACCCUGUCUGUCCUGAGUCACCAAGCAACCAAGUGCUGAAAUACUUUGACUAUGUCUUCACGGGCGUCUUCACGUUUGAGAUGUUGAUCAAGAUGGUGGUGCUAGGCCUGUUCUACAUCAGGGUUCAUACUUCAGGGACCUGUGGAACAUCCUGGACUUUAUAGUGGUUAGUGGUGCUCUGGUGGCCUUCGCCUUCACCUCCAAUGGCAUGCCUGCGCUGGGACUCACAUGGAUUACACGACGACAUCACACAAACCUGUCUGGGAUGUGUUACGAUGAGGUGCUGACGGUGUUGAUGAUGUAACAAGAGGAAGAAGCUGAACGUGUGUCUGAUUGAGAUGUCACUAACAUUCUAUGACGCAGAAUGUGACCAAUGUUUUGAUCAAGGUGCUACACAUAGAAUUAGGAAUUAGAACACUAGAAUGGUCAUGAUCCUUCUUAUGAUGGGAUAAAGGUCAGCCAUUUUGGUCAGGGCGUUGGUCAACCGUGGUUUGACAGUGUUGUGAUCAGAUAUUGUGUAAAAUAAUGAAUUUGAAGACUGCAUCUGCACUGUGUUUGUUAGCUAGCCAGCCAGUUUAGA
Messenger RNA from Salvelinus sp. IW2-2015, 1175 nucleotides. Its product is annotated as voltage-dependent P/Q-type calcium channel subunit alpha-1A. Gene Ontology annotation, biological process: chemical synaptic transmission; calcium ion import across plasma membrane. Gene Ontology annotation, molecular function: high voltage-gated calcium channel activity. Gene Ontology annotation, cellular component: membrane; voltage-gated calcium channel complex; neuronal cell body. NCBI's taxonomy places the organism in Eukaryota, Metazoa, Chordata, Actinopteri, Salmoniformes, Salmonidae. The record is from RefSeq and is a predicted model, not a curated record.